Lachancea thermotolerans CBS 6340 is the source of this 1026-nucleotide messenger RNA. RefSeq names its product uracil-DNA glycosylase (gene UNG1). Gene Ontology annotation, biological process: base-excision repair; base-excision repair, AP site formation via deaminated base removal. Gene Ontology annotation, cellular component: mitochondrion; nucleus. Gene Ontology annotation, molecular function: uracil DNA N-glycosylase activity. The record is from RefSeq and is a predicted model, not a curated record. The transcript has a single exon. Lineage: Eukaryota; Fungi; Ascomycota; Saccharomycetes; Saccharomycetales; Saccharomycetaceae. Bases 1 to 1026 code for a protein of 341 amino acids.
AUGUCUGCGAACGGAACUAAGCGCCUAAGAACGGAGGGCCCCCCGGGGGAAGGAACUAAGAAGCAGAAGACUUUGAUGGAGUUUUUUGGUGGUAAGAAAGUUUCCCCAGCGAAGAAGAAGACAGAUGCGACUACAGCUAAAGUCUUGGACACUGGGACGGUGGCAGCGGCAAUCCCAAAGCGCGAUGGAGCAAGCUUACAUCAAAUUGGUCAGCAAGACAAAUCAGAAUUUAGAAAAAGUCUCACAGAACGCCAGUUGAAGCUGCUAGGGCUUGAAUUGGACACAUUGGAUGACGAGUGGUUUGCCAAGCUGGUUUCAGAAUUCACGAAGCCAUAUUUUCUCAAAUUGAAAGAUUUCGUUAUUGAGCAACAGCAAACCGCCACGGUCUUUCCGCCUCCGCAAGAUGUCUACUCUUGGAGCAGGCUAACACCUUUCGAUCAGGUUCGUGUUGUGGUUAUUGGGCAAGACCCAUACCAUAAUUUCAAUCAGGCGCAUGGCUUGGCUUUCAGUGUUAAACCACCAACUCCGGCUCCACCUUCCUUAAAGAACAUUUACAAAGAGCUCAAAGAGCACAAUUACGCGGAUUUCCAAAUUGACAACAAAGUCGGAGACUUGACCCACUGGGCCACCCAGGGUGUUCUACUGCUCAAUACAUGCCUUACGGUAAGGGCGCACAACGCUAAUUCACACUCAAAGAGAGGUUGGGAACAGUUUACGAAGCGCGUCGUCCAGCUUAUUAUUGAGGACCGGAAACGUUCUGGAAAACCGAUAGUGUUCUUGCUUUGGGGCAGCAACGCGGGAAACUUGGUUAAGGGGCUUUUGGGCAGCCCCCCUGUGAACUUCCUGAUGCUGAGCUCUGUCCAUCCAUCGCCACUUUCUGCGAGCAGAGGUUUUUUCGGUAACAAGCACUUCAAGAAGAUAAAUGAAUGGCUAUACGACAGAAACGAGCCAAUGAUAGACUGGAGCGUAGUACCGGGUUCGAAAAUCAAAGAGAUUGAGAAUAAGAAUCUAGUAUUGGACAUUUGA